GUACCGUCAGUUCAUUGUGUUGAACAGAGCCGUUGAAAUACUUCGUUCAAUAACGACACAACAUUGAAAACAUCUGUUUUAACAACUUGUUGAGAACAGAAAUGCGAAAAAUUCUUGUAACUGGUGGCACUGGAUUAGUGGGCAAAGCUUUGCAGGAUGUGAUAGCCGAAGAGAAGUGUGCCGACGAAGAAUGGUAUUUUGCCGGCUCCAAAGAUUGUGACUUAACCGAUGAGAGUGCCACCAGGUCUUUAUUCGAUAGAGUAAAGCCCAAUUGUGUUAUCCAUUUGGCUGCCAUGGUCGGAGGACUAUUUCACAAUAUGAAUAAUAAUUUGGAUUUUUUGCGCGUAAAUAUUCAAAUAAAUGACAAUGUAUUACAAGCCGCCCACGCACACGGAUGUGAAAAAGUUGUUUCCUGUCUUAGCACCUGUAUUUUCCCCGACAAAACAAAAUAUCCCAUUGACGAGACAAUGGUACACAAUGGACCACCACAUUCCUCUAACUACGGCUAUUCCUAUGCUAAACGUUUAAUUGAUAUACAAAAUCGUGGCUAUUACGAUAAAUAUGGUUGUAUGUUCACUUCAGUCAUUCCGUGUAAUAUAUUUGGACCUAAUGACAAUUACAAACCGACUGUAAGUCAUGUUAUACCCGGUAUGAUAUAUCGCAUGCAUAAAUUGAUGCAAGAAAAUCCAGAAAUCGCCGAAGAAGAAAAAACAUUCACAGUAUAUGGUUCGGGUAAACCAUUACGACAAUUUAUUUACAGUAUUGAUUUGGCUAAGCUAAUGAUAUGGGUAUUGAGAAACUACGAGAGUGUGGAGCCCAUCAUUUUAAGUGUAGACGAAGAGCAAGAAGUUACCAUAUAUGAUGUGGCAAAAGCCAUUGCUGCGGCUUUUAAUUUUAAAGGCAAACUAGAAUGUGAUACAUCGAAGGCAGAUGGCCAGUACAAGAAAACGGCUUCCAAUAAGAAAUUGCGUUCAUUUUUACCAGAUUUUAAAUUUACCGAUUUCAAUGAGGCCAUUAAAACAUCCGUAGACUGGUACAUUCAACAUUAUGAUGAGGCGAGAAAAUAAAAGUAUCACUUUUUGGGCUUAGCACAAAAUUUCAACAAAUAGUUUAUACUCGUAUGCAUUAAUGUAAUUUUGCAUUUAAAAUAUGAUAUAUGAAAAAAUAAACUUGAGAUAACAAUUAAAAA
This is a messenger RNA of Musca domestica (house fly), 1189 nucleotides long. RefSeq names its product probable GDP-L-fucose synthase (gene Gmer). The coding region runs from base 102 to 1067 and encodes 321 amino acids. Gene Ontology annotation, biological process: nucleotide-sugar biosynthetic process. Gene Ontology annotation, molecular function: GDP-L-fucose synthase activity. NCBI's taxonomy places the organism in Eukaryota, Metazoa, Arthropoda, Insecta, Diptera, Muscidae. The transcript has 3 exons. The record is from RefSeq and is a predicted model, not a curated record.